AUGGCGGCGGAAACGCUGCUGUCUAGUCUGUUGGGGCUGCUGCUUCUGGCGCUCCUGUUACCCGCACGUCUGACCGGCGGUGUCGGAAGCCUGAACUUGGAGGAGCUGAGUGAGAUGCGUUAUGGGAUCGAGAUCCUGCCUUUACCUGUCAUGGGAGGGCAGAGUCAGGCUUCAGACGUGGUGAUUGUCUCCUCUAAGUACAAACAGCGCUAUGAGUGUCGCUUGCCAGCUGGAGCCAUUCACUUCCAGCGUGAAAGAGAGGAGGAGGCACCUGCUUACCAAGGGCCUGGAGUCCCUGAGUUGUUGAGCCCCAUGAAAGACGCUCCCUGCCUGCUGAAGACCAAGGACUGGUGGACAUAUGAAUUCUGUUAUGGACGCCACAUCCAGCAGUACCACAUGGAAGAUUCAGAGAUCAAAGGCGAAGUCCUCUACCUUGGCUACUACCAAUCGGCCUUCGACUGGGACGAUGAAACAGCCAAGGCCUCCAAGCAGCAUCGCCUGAAGCGCUACCACAGCCAAACCUAUGGGAAUGGGUCCAAGUGCGACCUCAACGGGAGGCCCCGGGAGGCUGAGGUUCGGUUCCUGUGUGAUGAGGGUGCUGGUAUUUCUGGGGAUUACAUUGACCGCGUGGAUGAGCCCCUGUCCUGCUCUUACGUGCUGACCAUUCGGACUCCUCGGCUGUGCCCCCACCCACUCCUCCGUCCUCCACCCAGUGCUGCUCCCCAGGCCAUUCUCUGCCACCCCACCCUGCAGCCUGAGGAGUACAUGGCCUACAUUCAGCAGCAAGCUGACUCCAAGAAGUAUGGAGAGAAAAUCAUAGAGGAGCUGCAAGACCUGGACUCCCACAUGUGGAGUGAGACCAAGUCUGAGGUGGUACCCCCAAAAAGAGAAGGUGCAAGCCCAGCCAAGGAGGAGAGUAAGGAAUCUGAUUUCUGGAAGCAAGAGGAUCAGUCCCCAAGAGGGGAGGAGGUGCAGGCUGAGGUGAGAGAACCAAACGGGGAGGCAGUAGACCCAGCUGCACGCUCUCCUGAUGAUUUUCAGAGCAAUGUACAGGUCAAAGUCAUUCGGAAUCCUGCAGACUUGAUUCGAUUGAUAGAGGAGCUGAAAGGAGGAACUAAAAAGGGGAAGCCAAGUGUGCGCCAGGAGCAGCCUAUGGAUGAUGCCGAAGAAGUCCCUCAGAGGGACCCUGAGGUGAAGGAAAAGGGUGAUGAUGUGGAACAGCAGAAUGCGGUGGAAGAGGAGGAGGAGGAGGAGGAGGAAGAUGAGGAUGAGGAUGAACAGCAGUUACUGGGAGAGUUUGAGAAGGAACUGGAAGGGAUCCUGCUCCCGUCAGACAGGGACCGGCUCCGUUCAGAGGUGAAAGCUGGAAUGGAGCGGGAACUGGAGAAUAUCAUCCAAGAGACAGAGAAGGAACUUGACCCAGAUGGGCUGAAGAAGGAAUCAGAACGUGAUCGGGCGAUGCUGGCCUUGACCUCCACCCUCAACAAGCUCAUCAAAAGGCUGGAAGAAAAACAGAGUCCACAGCUGGUGAAAAGGCACCAUAAAAGGAGGGCUGUGCCAAAAAAACCUGCCCCCUCCUCACAGCCUACAGAGGAGGAUCCUGAGCACAGAGUCCGGGUCCGGGUCACCAAGCUCCAUCACAGAGGCCCCAAUCAGGAUCUGACUGUCCUCGAGAUGAAACGGGAAAACCCACAGCUGAAACAAAUCGAGGGGCUGGUGAAAGAACUGCUGGAGAGGGAGGGACUCACAGCUGAAGGUAAAAUUGAGAUCAAAAUUGUCCGACCAGGGGCCGAAGGGACUGAGGACGAUGCACGUUGGCUGACUGACGAGGACACGAAAAACCUCAAGGAGAUUUUCUUCAAUAUCUUGGUGCAGGGAGCUGAAGAGGCACAGAAGGAACGGCAACGGCAGAAAGAACUAGAGAGCAAUUACCGUCGGGUGUGGGGCUCCCAGGACGGGGAGGGCACAGGGGACCUGGAUGAGUUUGACUUCUGA
Molecule: messenger RNA, 1995 nt
Organism: Orycteropus afer afer
Lineage: Eukaryota; Metazoa; Chordata; Mammalia; Tubulidentata; Orycteropodidae
Gene: OS9
Product: OS9 endoplasmic reticulum lectin
Exons: 15
Coding region: 1-1995 (664 amino acids)
Biological process (GO): retrograde protein transport, ER to cytosol; endoplasmic reticulum unfolded protein response
Cellular component (GO): endoplasmic reticulum lumen
Source: RefSeq, a predicted model, not a curated record